This is a messenger RNA of Bemisia tabaci, 8082 nucleotides long. RefSeq lists its product as uncharacterized. Gene Ontology annotation, biological process: cobalamin transport. Lineage: Eukaryota; Metazoa; Arthropoda; Insecta; Hemiptera; Aleyrodidae. Gene Ontology annotation, molecular function: cobalamin binding. The record is from RefSeq and is a predicted model, not a curated record.
UCAGUGGAGUAUUGAACGUCGGCCCGCGUCUCCCAGGCGGCGACCCCGACCGACGUCGGCGGCGAGCGCGAGCGUUGCAGUCGCAGGCUGGCCUUCCGUCCACCCUGUCUCGUCGGCUCGGCUCGCGCCCCAGUGCACUCUUCGCGUCCUCCUCCGUUCGCCUCCCGGUGUUCGUCGUCGAGCGCCGUCAUUUCCGCCACAGCCGAGACAUGUCGACCCUCCGCCAGCUCCUCGUCACUCUUCUUCUCCUUCCGCUCGCCGCAGCCACCGACACCGCCACCACCUCCACCCAAGAGAGACUCGGCCAGAAAGAAGAGAAAAUCGCACUAAACUGGCUGUUGAAUCAAAGAUUGAAAGACUACAGUUGGGGCAAUGGAGAAGAUACUGCAUUGACUCUACUAACACUCGAACUGACACGCACAGGUGACCCAGCACAGCGACAACUAACAGCCAAACAGCUUGAAAUUGAUUUGAUUCUGCACCUCUGGCGACACCACGAUGUUACUGCCACUCAUCUGGCCAAAGAACGGACCUUGACUCCUGGAAAAAUCGCCCUCUACUCUUUAGCCUUAUCAGCAACAUGCAACGAUCCACGACAAUUUCAUGGACACGAUUUAAUAGGAUCUUUGUUGCAUCAUGAAGCAGAGUCUGAUGUGGAUUUUUCACUUAGUGUCCUUGCGAUUUGUAAUGCUGGAGCACACAUCAGAAAACGGAAUUUGAGAAGAUUGCUCAAUAUUGCCAACUCAAAACACACUGUCGAGACACUGAGCAGUGUAGUCAUGGCUCUGCAGUGUAUAGUGGAGGAUCAUCGGAACAGGAAUCUUGAACACUAUACCAACAAACCACUCCUAACCUUAGCAAGACUUCAACAGGCUGAUGGAAGUUUUGGUAGUCUUCAUGGGACAGCUCUCGCUGCACAAGCUCUCCAGGAUGAAAACGAACUUUGGAAUAGAUCAAGUGCCAUAUCCUGGCUUGUGAACCACCAGAAUCCUGAUGGUGGAUUUUUUGAUGUACCAACCACUGCAGAAGUGAUUUUAGCCCUAGCUGACAAAGGCCUUGGCUCCGUUAGGGAAAUUGAAUGUGACAGCACGAUCAGAGGCUAUGAAUCAGACUCCUCUCUGAACAUACCAAACCUGUCCGUCACAACAGAGGAGACUAUUCACGCUGUGACAGAAAAUGAAAGUAAAAACAAGACAGACACCUCCAGAAAAAGCAAAGACAUCAGUACGAAGAAAGAGAAACCAGACAAAGCAAGAAAUUCAAAAAAUUCUGGGUCAAAAGAAAAAGAGGCUCUCAAAACGAAAUCUAUGAAAGAGUCUGCAAGUUUGUCAAGCAAAGAAACUGUGAAAGAUGUUCUAUUAGAGUACGCUACGCAGGCACCCGCAGUAGAUGUCACUGUGACGUACACACUCUGGAUUGGAAGUAACAUCACUGACAAUCAGAGUAUAUCGAUAACAACCCAGCAUAAUUCGACAUUUUAUAAUGUGAUGCAACUUGCCGCCGAAAAAGACAGCCAACACUAUAGUUUCUCAGCAACAGAGUGGCCUAAUGGACAUUAUGUUCACACUUUGGCUGGCUGGAAGGAGGAACCAAUGAGUUAUCAUUACUGGUUAUUGUAUCAGCUGACUAGUCUACCAGAUCCCAACAAUCCACCAGGGAAUCAACUUGUAGCACCCACAGGCGUUGAUGAUCUAAUUGUUCAAGAUGGACAACAUUACCUCUUCUGGUACAAAAAACUAUGAAUCACAACUGUGCUCAUUCUAAUGUUGCCGAAGAAUAAUGAAUAAUGCGCCUACAUACACACCAUUGUCAACAUGAAAUCAACUUCACAAUCAGCGCAAUUCGUUUUUUUUUUUUUUUUUUUUUUUUUUUUUUUUUUUUUAAUUUCAUUGUCAACGAUUAUUUUUUUCUCCAUCUUUAUUAAUUUGCCUUGGAAGAUUGUAACUUUCCUGUCUCUCACAAACAUACUUAAGCUAAUGAAUGUAGAUCAGGAUUGGAACUUAUUACUACUUUUUCCCCUCAGUCACUUCAAACUGGAAACCAGCCAGCAGGAAAUUGAAAAAACCCAUUCAACAGCAAGCUGGUUAUAAAUAUAUAUCUGCUUGAAAAAUUGCGUGCUUGAUCAUUGAUUUCGCUGACUGAAGUAGUCCUAAGAUGUUAGAUGAAAGACUGUUUGUUCUCACACCAAAAUAGAUGCAACAUGCCAUGAGAGGGACAAAAUUUUUCUCUAAAAUAAGAUACUUUAUGCUAUUGGCUCUCUCGAGAGAUUCUGUCCUCAUUCCUUCUGAAUUCUCCGGAGAGAAUGUAGUAGGAUAAAAGAUCCAUUCAAAAGUUCAACUUCAUGUUUUUUCUUUCCUUUGUAGAUUCUACUUUUAAAAAACUGAGAGGUUGAUGUCAUUGAUGAAUUUUAAAACGAUUUAUUUUUUGAACUAGCAGUUUUUGCCCUGCUAGGGGAACAUGUUUGAUUCAUUAAUGGAUUAUUUAGUGGAGAGGACAAAAAAUCAAGCUCUGCUCUCUGUACUCCUUGGAGAUUUUCUUUUGUUUCAUUCCAUCAACUUUCGGAAAGCAUUUUUUUUUAUUGCGGGCAGGUAAUAGGUUAAAUACAAGUCUAUGAAGACAUUCCCUUGAUUAGAAGUGGACAGGCAAGCAGGAAUACCAGGAAAAAUCAUGGUUGGUCCAUCAAUAUUGUGGACGAUUUUGAACUGGUUUCCUUCCUUUACACAACAGUAAAACAACUGAAAUGGGUCUGUCAAAGUGCUGGUAGGUCGGUAUUUCCGAUUGCUUCUCUGUUUCAAUUCGCCCUUGUUUUUAAACAUCUUUUGAAUGAUUUAAAUAGAAUUGACAACACAAAGUGUUUGCAGCUGGAGAGAAAAAUCCUACUCAAUUAAGUCAGAUCAGCUAUUCAAUCAAAUAUCCAGUCAAAUUAGGUUUAAGGCCUAGAAAAAAUUUAAGGGUAGUGGCCUGUCUGUGCAUCAUUCAGCUGCUUUGACUUUACCGAGUGUAAACAAUUUCCUAUUCUUCAGUAAUUGUGACCUAAUUAAUUCUAAUCAGAGUUCAUCUUCUGAGAUUUGAACCAUAAAAUAAGGUAAGAUUUGCUAGGGUUUAAUGGUUUUCUGCCUGGCUCUUAAUAGAAUACCUCUUUCUCUGAUUGCAUCAUAGGAUACAGAUGUCGAAACGGGCAUUGCUACCAUAAUUUCUCUUUAAAUCAACUUAGUUCUAUUCAAGAAGAGUAAAUGGUUCACAUUUUAGCUCUCUUUAACCUCUUGCGCAGGUACAUAUAUUGUAACGAGGUAUCUAAGAUUUUUUGAUUUGUCUACAAAUUUACUUCAUUGACAAUCAUCAACUCUCAGUAAGCACUUUGUUUUAAGCUUCCAUCAUCACUAUUGUUUAAAGCAAGCCAGAUUUCGGUGCACAAGAAUUAAAAAAAAAAAUUCCCCCAGAAUUGAAUGACUCACCCCCCCCCCCCCCCCACACUAAUGUUACCAAGCAAGAAGCAAUACAAAAGUCAACCUUACAGUACCCACGUAACAAGACCUUUAAAGUUUUAAUUUUAUAAGUACUAUAACCGAUUAACCAGAGGUUCAGUCACUAAUAUGUUUUUGCCCAUUUUUAAAAAGAUUUUAUUCCUCAAAGGUGCUUUUUCUCUGGAUACAAAAGGCUAAUGUGCAAGUUGCAAACUAUUUCAUUAUCAUUUUCUCUUUCAUCAGUUUUAAAAUCUUUUUGAAAUUUUAGAUCAGAUUAAUACUCUUUUUCCCUGCUACUUCCCUUUUACUUUUUCAUUUCAUUGUUCGUUUUUUUCAUUAUUUACAUUUUCUUUUUUUUUUUAAAUUUAAUUUGGCACCUAAUACCUAAUAAGUAUUAUUAUAAAUAUUUUUCUAUAACCAAUCUGUGAAACUUUGAUUGUGUUGCUCCAAGUAUGACAUGACACCUAGCAUGUCUUCAGAAACUCGGUGUAAUACAUUGGAAUGAGGUGAAUUUCCUGUUCUAAAUUUUUCUCGUUUUAGUCAAAAUUGAGGGGAGAAAAUUAUUCUAGCGUAGUUGCAAGUAUUGAAAUCAUUUUGAAUGUAGCAACAGGUACAUUUUAUUUUGUAUUCUUGUCGACUGUGUGGUUGAUGUCCAGAUGUCUAUGAUACAUCCAGAAAGUUUCUGUUUGGAAAAGAAGAGAGUUUGUAAGAGCAUUGAGCGGUAGCUGCAAAGGUCAUUUUCAAAGUUUGUAAACUUAAAGUUUCCCGGUUUUGGUGUUAAAUCCAAGUUUUACAAUACCAAUUAUGUUUAGAAAUUAAUUAAUUUCUCUUAUGAUAUAAUAUUGUUAUUUCUUUUUCUUGUUGUUAAAUUAAUUUUAAUGGACUACAGUGAUUUAUACUGGUGUUGUAACUAGUGUUACUUUUGAUGUGAUUUCCAGCAAAGCGGUAGAAAGAAGCUGUCAAACUUGAGUUUCUGUCACUGAAAAUCAAUAAAAUAGAGGCAUUAAAAUACUACUGAGUUGGUAUUCAGACUUUCUCUCAACGUCUUUUAGUUUUUAUUUUUUAAAACCCGAAUACUAUUGUCAUGACCCUUUCUUGACAAUUAUCGAACGUUAAUGAUUUCUGAAUAAAUUUUGAGUGGAACAGGAGAUCAUUGAAACCUGUUCAUACUUGUUUGAGAGCUUUUUUCUUCGCUUCCCUUAGGUUAAGUUAGGUACUGUUAAAAUGCUCUAACACUCAUUAAAGUGCACAAUGGUAGAUUUUUUGUUUUUAAUCCCUCUUUUUUUUCUUAUUUUAGAAAGCUUUAGUCAGACCGAUAACUUCUGUGCUGAUACCUAUCGGAAUAUUUCAUGAAGCUACUUAAUGAUUUGCUCAUGAGAGACCCAAUUUAAACUGGUUUUUUUGUCGCCUUCAAUUCCCAAAUUUUUUGUCGUUUUUAUAUAUAUUUUUCUCUUAUUGUUUCAGGCAUGAGGGUUAAAUUGUAAGAAUAUUUUUUGUAUUUUUUUAGACCAAAUAGCUUUCAAAAUGAAUCGCCCGGAUUGAUUUUAUUUUUUUAUUCAGUUGUUGAAAGAUUUGAAAUAUGCAUUGGUUCUUGGGCUUUUUAUUGAAUAGAAUGACCUUUGUCCGAUUGAUUUUUUCAUCCAGUUACGCAUCUAGCUUUUUUAAUGAAAAAAAAGAUACAAUAUUCACCCACCAGAGCAAAUUUUUAUAACUUCAUUUUGAAAGUACAAGUUCUCUGGCUCUUUUUUCCUCUCCUCAUUCAGUAUCAUUAUUUCAGAGUCUUGUCGUGUUUCAUUUAGAUCGGAGCAAACAAACAAUUGAGUUUCUGAAUAAUGAGGUGUUCAAGAUUUAUUUUACAGCUGUCCCUUGUGGUAUUUAAUAAACCAGAAAGAGCCUGUUCUGUAACUUCUUAAUUUCUUAUUUUGAGAUUUUUGUCUUAUUUUUAUAAUUAAUUGAAAAAUUUAUUAGAGCAGGCCAUUUUUUGUUAUUUUUACCCUUUACGUACCUCUAUUAUUUCAUUCUUGGGAACUCUUUGAUUUCUUCAAACCCAUCAGCAGAUUUGAUAUAAAUCAAGUGUUCAAGUACACUAAUAAUAAGACUAAUUUGGAGGUUGAUGAAACAUGUAACUUUAUGAUUAGGCCUCCACACACAAGUGCAUUUGUACAAGAAGUUUUUUGAAGAUGACAGAAAGCGAGGAUGUCAGGAAAAUUUAGCGUUCAAACCUCAUCGAUUUUAUUUGGUAGUUACCUAAUCAGGAAAAUCUUGAGUUUUUCAUAUAUAAUUAUUUUGCCCAAACAGUUGUAAUAGAAGAAUGUAGAUAGUUUGAAGAAUCUCGUGGAUAGAGUUUGUAGGUUUACACAUGAAGAUAGGAUUGCAAGAAAAAUGUUGGACCAAAAGCGGAGUUUUUUUAUCAUUCACUACCAAACAUAUUGCCGAUCAAAGAUUAGUAGAGAGUGAAUGAAAUAUUUUGUGAUAUUUAAUUUACCCAUUGUAGCUUUGAAUGGAAGCUCUAAUAUGUCUCUGAUAGAGAACAUUUUGAUAAUGUUUCUCUGAUUUCUAUUCCCAAUAAAUUAAUUUUCAAGAAAACAUUAUUUUACACCAAGGGCAAUGCUUUCAGCAAUUACUGUAUACAGAGUCCAUCUGAUGUAAAACCGUUGCUCUAAAUGAAGAGCUGCAAUUUACGUCACAGAAUUUUGCAUUUUAGUGACCAGUUUUGACUCAAAAACUUCCUCCAAGGGGAAUGCUAAGACCAGCUGCUGCAAAAUGAAUUUGAUGUUACAACUAGAUUAUGCAUGCUUAGUCGGUCUAAAUUUUAAAAUUGAGAAGAUCCUUCCUGCUAAUGACUGUUAUCAAAUAAUUAAAGUAAUUUCUAAUUUUUUUUUGCUUUCACAAUGCCUAUUGUAGUUAAUGUUAUUGAAUUAACAGUCAUGAGUUGGAGAGGCUUUAACUCAGAUUUUUAUUCGAUUCAUUGUUUGAUUGUGAGUCUAAAAUAUUCUGUGAUAUAAAAUUUAUUCAUUGUAGAUAUAAACUCAAAUUUUAUUAGGCCAGUAAUGGAACACGCUUGAAUUAUGCUUGAACUUUUGUGAGUAAUUUUAGAUAGCUGACCGUCAUCGCUCGCAAUUAUUUUUUAUUUUUAUAUCAACAGAAUGGUUUUGAUAAAUUCCUUCAGCCUCCUUGCGAUGUUGUGGCCCUAAAAGUAAAAUGUGUUUGAGGCAUUUAAAUGAAAACGAUUCACUCUGUGUUCCAGAAAAAUUGUACCAACAUUGUAAAUCAUUUUUCUUUUUCUCACCAUGAAAUGUACAUUUGCUUUUGAAUUCCGGAAUAAUAUGUAUGGUUUUUAAGAAUAUUGAAGCCUAUACUUAAUGUGUAUAGAUGAUUUUCUCUUUUAAUAAGCUUAAACAAAAUAGAUAAGCAUUUAUGAAACGAUAGCAUUGCCUCUAGCUUUAGAUAUUAAAAAUUACAAAAAUACGAGAAGCCAGUCAUGUUACUAGUACUUCAUGCUAAUGACAAAAGAGAAACGAAAAAGCAGUCCAUGGUGAACUUGGAGGCCACUAUGGUGGCGGCUCACAAUGAAAAUUCUUAGGGGUUUCCCAAUUUUUCUUCUUUUUUUUUUUAAUCAAAAAGAAAAAUUUUAGAUUUAUGAGUCAAUGUAAAGAUAAGAAAGAGUGGAACAGAAAAUCUAUGCUUUGUCAGUAAAAGAGGCUAUUCCACCUUUUUCUUGUAAUCUGUAACCAUUCCGUGGCUCUGACUGGUUGAUACGACAAAAAAAGAGCGAAACCAGUGUCAAUAUCUCAUUAGGAUCCCAGUAAAGCAUUUUCAAUGCACCUAACUAAGCUGAAUGCUCUCUCUCUUAACUCCUUUACUGAUAGGUACCUGGUACUCAUUAGAGGUCUUUAAAACUGAUUCUAAUUUUUUUAAUUUUUCUGGCUCUAAUUUCCUAUUAUAGUAGGAUAGAUACGGCACCACUCUACUAUUCUAUUCUUGCUACAAAAAAAGAGAUGCCAGCCUUUAAGAGACGCUCAGGUUCUGUGCCAUUUCCUUAUCUGUACUCAAAAAUGGAUGGGUUGUUUUCAUUUUUUGGCAUUCAUUGAAAAACAUGGAUCAGGGUAUCGAAUGGGAGCUAAACACUGAUAGAACUGCAGUCAGAGCCUAGGAAUCACGGUGCUAGCAGGCCUAAAAAUCUAAGAAAAGAUCUUCAAAAUACCUGCAAGCAUUUCAGAGAAUGAGUAUGGUACAUUUCUUUUCAAAUCCGAGAAAUUCCUACAUAAGAAUCUUUUCAGAACGGUUCAUUACUCUAAGUUUUCCUUCUGACAGAAAAAAAUGCUAAUAGAACUGAGCAGAAAAAAAAAAUAACUCUACUUAUCAAUUUUUUUUCUUUUUUUUUUUCUAUCUUACUUCAGCCAGAAAUUGACAGACCUUUGUGUUAGUACAGUUACAAAAGUCCUCUGCUUCCCUAUGAUCCCUUAAUUUUGUUUCAGAAUCUUUGAUUUUAUGAAGAAUCGAUCUCAAAGAUGUAAAUUUUUCAGUUGUCAGUGCCUGAGACUGCAGCAUAAAAUGAUUGUAAUAAAUACUGUAUAAGACUUCAUUGACAAUAAUAAUGUAUUGUUUGGCUUCUCAA